Zonotrichia albicollis (white-throated sparrow) is the source of this 3071-nucleotide messenger RNA. The record is from RefSeq and is a predicted model, not a curated record. NCBI's taxonomy places the organism in Eukaryota, Metazoa, Chordata, Aves, Passeriformes, Passerellidae.
AACUUAAAUCUCCUAAGAUCUUCUCCUGUAAUUAAGAUGCCAAAGGGUUUUUUCAUUCAAAAUCAAAAGGUUUUCCUUCAGAAAGUUAAACUGUGGAUUCUGUAGAGCUAAUCCUUAAAUUUCUUUUAUUGACCUGCUUUGAGCUAGCACAGUAAAGAAUGUUCCAUACAAGUCCUAACCCCACAAAGAAUUAGGCAUGUAGCAAAUUCUGUGCAAUAACCAUAGUGCAAGAAAGUUAAUCACAAAAGCAUAAAGUAACAAAGGGAACAAAAACAAUUAGAAAUUUUCUGUAAUAGUACAGGCUAGAUGCAGCAGAUCUUUGCUGCCCAAACUGGGCUUUAGUCCCACAGACUACAGUCAGAUUGUCAGACCUGUAAAACAGAUUUUACUACAAUUACAAAAUGUGGUCCAGAAAUGUGUUGGAAUAUGCCUCAAUUUAGUGUUUGCUUUUAGUGCAUGACUGCUGUCAGAUUGCUGUCAGUCAUUUCAUGGUACAUCUAAAGUAUUUGGCCCUCUGGCCAUUUAUUUCAGUACCUUUAUUUGCACAAGCAGUUUCUCUUAACUGCAGGAAUUUUCAUAGCUCUAAAGUUGCCAGUUUUAAAUCUGAGCAUUAACACAAGCAGAAUCAGCUUGCAUGUGCUCAAGGUUUGUUAAUCAGAAAAACCAAAUUGUUAAUGUCUCUACUUGACUUUCCCAGAUUAUUCCCCAGCAGACAUGGAAAGGCUGCAAAAUGAGGCUUUUAGCAUAAGAAAUAAGAGUGGCAAGGGCUUUGAAAAAAGUAACUGAGUAAUUCCAGGGAGGGUACCUUUUUUCUCACUGUGGUAAUUGGAAGUCUUCCUCAGUUUUCAGGUCACUAAUGGUUAGUCAAUAUUUGCCCUUAAAAUUUCCAUCGGAUGUUCAAAUUAGCUGUGCCUGUGAAAAAUAUCCAAUUCUGCUGUCAUGAAGGUAUCAGUCUGUCUGUCUGUUAUGAUGUUCAGCAUUCAUGUGUGCAUUAGCAAUCACCAUGUUUGGAAAUACACAGCUCUGCUGUUAACAGGGCUGGGAGUUUGGGUCAUUUCCUAUUGUUGUUAGCAGGCCUAGGUUAAGUUUUAGAACUUGGCUUUUGACUUGACAAUUGGAAAAAUUCAGUUUGUGCUGGAUUUAUAGUGCCAGUCCAAGAAAAGAAAAGGCAGAAUAUCUAUUGCAGCCAAGAUUUAUACACCAGUACAAAACAGUGCAGAUCUACAAAGCCAACCAAACAACCUAACCAAUAUUAUUUUUACAGAGUCAGUGGUGUUGCAGAAGCCAGCUUUGCAGCAUAAGUUAAUGAGACAUUUUCAGUGCAGUCUUUUUUUAACUUCAAGUUUCUCAUCAGUGUCUCUGCUUUUCAAUUGGCUAUUCCAGAAAGAUAAAAAAUUCUCACAAAGUUCUGCAUUGAUUAGAAGGCAAAGGCUAAACUCUUCCAAAGAGGACAGAAUUUAACAACCUAAAGGUCUGUUUUGUGUAGCAAAAGCUGCUGUCAUUAGGGGACCUUCCAGCACACAUCCCUGUUCACAGAAGGUUAAGCCAAAUGGAAAGUAAAUGGGGGUCCCACCUCUUUGAAAGGAAAUUACUACUGAAUAACUUCAGGUAUAUCAUUUUCCUUCCAGAUGUAAUUCUGGUAUACUGCUAUCCUAAAACCAUCAUUACCAGAAUUCCAGAGUGUCCCUAUGGAUGGGAGGUUAAUCAGCUGGCACUUGGAGGCAUUUGCUACAAUGGGAUCCACGAUUCAGGAUAUUACCAAUUCACAAUCCCAGACCUGUCACCUAAAAACAAAUCAUACUGUGGCACACAGUCAGAGUUCAAGAAUCCCAUAUACCACUUCUACAACUCCAUCGUCUCCAAUGACUCCUCAGUGAUUGUGAAGAACCAGCCUGUGAAUUACUCAUUCACCUGCUCAUACAAUGCCAACUACCUGGUGAACCAGGCUGCCUUUGACCAAAGGGUGGCCACUGUCCAUGUGAAGAACGGGAGCUCCGGCUCAUUUGAAAGCCAGCUGUCCCUCAACUUCUACUCUAAUGCCAAGUUCUCAAGUAUAAAGGAAGCCCCCUUUGUGGUUGAAACAUCAGAAAUUGGUUCUGACAUAUUUGCUGGAGUGGAAGCCAAGGGCUUAAGUGACAGGUUUAAAGUUGUUCUCAACAACUGCUGGGCAACUCCCUCCUCAGAGUAUUUCUACCAGAUCCACUGGCCUUUGAUCACCAAGGGGUGUGCCACGGACUACUCCAUCCUAGUGCACGAGAACGGCAAAACGAACCGGGCCACGUUCCAGUUCAACGCCUUCCGCUUCCGCAACAUCCCCAAGCUGUCCAAGGUCUGGCUGCACUGCGAGACGCACAUCUGUGACAGCGAAAAGUUCUCCUGCCCCGUGAUAUGUGACAAGCGAGGGCAGCGCGCGGAACAAACCGGAGGCGUUCUGGUGGCGGAGAUCACCGUGCGCAGCAAAGGUUUAUCCAGAUUUUACACACUCUCAGAUGUCAUCUUCCACCUACUUUUUGUGAUUGGAUUUUCUGCUGUUUUAUUAUAAAAUGCAGCCCAGCUGUACUUUGGAACUUUCCUUGAUCCUGUUUGGACCUGGACUUCUUUACUAAAGAAGUUUAUUUUACAGAGGAAAAAGGAAAGCCACUAAAAAUCCUUGUGCACCAUUUUACCAGAUAAAUAAAACAUUCCAUGAGCUUUGUGCCUCAAAUUCUGGAAAAUCCCAAAGCAGAUUUGCUUCUCACAAGGCUCUGCUGGCAUUUUGAACUAGCGAAAACCCUUGGGUUAUGCCAAUGCCUCCUUGUAAAAAUCUGCGAUGGCAAUAGGACUUGUUCCUAAAGAGAAUAUAGGGAUGUGAAAACUCAGCAUUUUUCAGUGCCAAAUUUACCUUCAGGGUCUCCCUUCCCUGCCAGUCUCAGUGUGGUACCAAACUCCCCUCCAGGCCUGGUCUUGCAAAGUCCCAGUUUGUUCUGUGAAGUCUUGCAACAAAACAAAAACGAGCCUAACAUGUCAAGGAUGGGAGGAAAGGGUUCUUUUCAUGUAGCAGUAAUUAGAAGGGGCUCAGAGUUAAUUACCUG